AUCCCCUGAACGCACCAUGACACUGGCAGCUAGCCUAGCCGGCUAAUUUGGCUAAUCUGAUUUAGUGUCUCGGCUAAGCGCACGCAACGUUAGCCAGGAUUACCAUAUUUAGUUUUCUAUAUCUAUCGUUUAACACAAUAUCUACCUGACAUCAAUUAACAGUAAUCUCAAGAUGGCAUCGCUUGGGGAGCCCGUGCGGUUGGAAAGAGAUAUUAACCGUGCUGUUGAACUGCUGGAUAAGCUCCAGAGGACCGGGGAGGUGCCGCCCCAGAAGCUGCAGGCGCUGCAGAGGGUCUUGCAGAGCGAAUUCUGUAACGCUGUCAGAGAAGUUUAUGAACAUGUGUAUGAAACGGUGGACAUCAACAGCAGUCCUGAGGUCAGAGCCAACGCCACUGCUAAGGCUACCGUGGCAGCUUUUGCAGCAAGUGAGGGGCACUCUCAUCCACGUGUUGUAGAACUGCCCAAGACUGAAGAAGGCCUGGGUUUCAAUAUAAUGGGUGGAAAGGAGCAAAACUCGCCAAUAUACAUCUCACGGAUCAUCCCAGGAGGCAUCGCUGACCGACAUGGAGGCCUGAAGAGAGGCGACCAGCUUCUCUCUGUCAAUGGGGUGAGUGUGGAAGGGGAGCACCAUGAGAAAGCUGUGGAACUCCUCAAAGCAGCUCAGGGCACAGUGAAGCUGGUGGUAAGGUACACCCCCAAAGUCCUAGAGGAAAUGGAGUCACGCUUUGAGAAAAUGAGGUCGGCGAAACGCCGGCAACAGAACAACUACCCCCAGUAGAAUUUUUCCGUGUUGAUGCCCAGCUCCCAUGUCUCUCCUCAUGGAGCCUUCUGGCCCUAGGUUCUGGUCUCUUUAGUAUCUCCUUGCCCCAAAAAAGCGUAACAAACACAAUCCUACUUUGUUUUAGCUACUACUUACACAUACGGUAUAUUGUGCUUCUAACUUUUUCUGUAGCCUUUUUAAUAUUCUCUAUAGUUACACUUGACACUACAACUCUAGACGAACACUAAAAUGAUUGUCAGUGUAGGUGGUCACUCACACGUGUGCAUUAUUUUUGAUUGACAAUUUGAAUGCCACUUUGAGUGCUUAUACCAACUACACAAAUCCUUUGACUGGAAAGGUAGUGUUUUUAAUUAUUUUAUCAAAGCCACUACCAAGUGCCUCAGGGCAAACACAUUUAUCGUAUGUACUGUGUUCACCGUUAUAUAUUUCUUUUUAGUGGUUUAAAAUCAAGUACUGGUAAUUAAAUGCUUGUCGCAGGAAAUUACUACAUGCUUCGCAUCUCUUCUUUUCAGAUAUCAUUUAAUUUAAAUAUAUGGUAAUCAUAUUUCAAACCCUUUUUAACUUUAAACAAAAGGUGCAGUUUUAUUUGUUUUGCCGCUCUGCAGGCAUGUACAGUAAAUGAGAGGCUGAUAACGGUUUGAAUUAGUUAGAAAGAGAUAGUUUUAAGUUGGAUAUUAGGGGAACCUGUGAAAGGAAACAACAAAAAUGAUGGAUUAUCUCUGGGCUUAGCUUUUUUAGUUUUCUAUCCUCAUACCACACUAUAAAAAGCUCAGCAGGUACUGUAAGUGAUGUAAUGGGGUCUUGGCAACUUUUGAACUAAAUUCUUGCCACCACAGAGACUCACAUUUCUUUUAUUCAAGUAAUAACCUUCAUAAGCAAACAUCUUGCUGUCAGCAUGACAUGAGAUGAUUAAUCUGCCUUGACAGAAAUCAGGAAUGUACUGUAAGUCAUGUUUUCUUAUUCGCAGUACAAAGAGUCAGUCCCUUCACAUUUGUCUUUUAUCUUUGUCGGGGAAGAAACUAAAACAAAAAACAGCUUCUUUGCAUCAUUCAGUGAAAACUCAAAAUGAGGAAAACAAGAUUUUUUUAAUAUCAAGCAAUCUCUGUCACAAUAAUGCCUAAUGUGAGCUUUCAUCUUCCUGUUGAUGAAUGAAAAGGCAGAUAGAUAUUAUGUCUGAUAAAUCACUUCUUCAUAUUCUGAUCUUACACAGUCUUUAGGCGAUAAUGGAGUAAACCUGCUGCAUUGGUAUGUUAAAGUUAUUUUCUUAAACAAUCUAUAGCUUGUGUGUGUCAAAGGUUUGUGAUCUGUAGAAACAUGUUCAAAUUUAAAUAACUAUUUACUUUAAUGAUCAUGAAUUCUAUUCAAGGACAAGAGUAAUCCCAGAUAUUUAACUACAGUUUUAUUUAUGAAGCUUUUCAUUAUUUUAUUAUGCUCCAUUAAAGCCAACAUUUGGAGGCCUCCAUGUACUCAAUUUGUCAUAUCCAAACCAAACAAAAUUCUAAAUUAAGUUUGAUAAUGACAACACUUUGUUUCUGAAAACUGCUGAACUGUCAGGUUUGUUCUAAUAUGCGGUUUUGUGCAGGCUAAUGUCAACAAACCAGAAUAUACUGAUGGGGAAUGCUUAAGUUUACACCACUUUGUUUUUAUAGUUUUAAAGUGUUUGCACAAUGCAUGGUUAACUGUACACAUAUUCCUUCUCAUAAUGUGGAAUAUUAACCCUUGUCUACAUGCAACGUGUCAAUCAAACAAGACUUCAAGUCAUGCUUUUAUUUUAAAGAAUUUUCUAAUUCAAACAAAGCAAGACUUUUCUUGCUUUCCCCGUAAUGGGAACGUCAAUCUAAAUAUAAAUGGAUAUCUGUUAAAUGAUCCAUACUAUCCAAAAUAUCCCAAGAAUACAUUUAAUUCUAUGUUUUGUUUUCACGGUGGCUGCAAUUACAUGUAUAUUGCAUUAUGUGAAACAGGCUUUGGAUGAAGAGACUAUGCUGUUGUCGAGUCUCAAACUAAAAUGCUAGCAGCUCUGGCAUAAAUUACUCAAUCAAAUUAUAAACAACUCCUCGGAAGAAACGCAGUCCUGGGUUCUUUUGGAAAAUACGGUUUGAGUACAUUUAGAUCAAACAUAAUGCUCUUGAGCUUCUUACUUUUUCACAGAUUCUACAUAAAUCCACCCGUAUCUAAUCAAAGUCUGCUGUUCCUAUACAUGUCAGCUUUACCUGUGGGAUCCUCUUCGCUUAAGAUAAUGUUAUUAUCUUUUUUUAAUGAGAUGUUACUUAAAUAUAAGUAAAAGGGACAAUACAUGAUGAGCCCAUCUGUGGGUAUGAACCGUGUAAUGCAUUGCUCCUUGUGAAAAACGUUGAAUUUUGGACAAAGUAUAAAAUAAUACACAGUACUGCCAAAACUGAAUGCAAAGUCAAUUAUCUAUGCAAGGUCCUUUAAACUUUGUACGGUGCAAAAUAAUUGUCAUUUUACUGCAGAAUGUUAUUGGAAAUUACUGCUGUGUGGACAAAUGUCUGAGUUUGGGAACGCUGCGCUUUGAUACAUUUAAUUUACAUAAUCUUAUGAGACGUUCACUAUGUUAUUGUAACAUGUUGAACACCACCAAGACCUUGCAAUGAAGUUGUCCAUGAGGUAUGAGCUUUGCUAUCUAAAUAUUGAUUGUCAGGAGGAUACAUGUAGAAGGAUAGGCUUAUGUGGUUAGCAAUAGACCAUUCCAUAGGCUAUAAGAGCAUAUGUUUGUUUUGAGGCAGAACAUUUAGCACAAGAGUUGGGGUGUACAUAAAAGUUGAGAUGUCUUAAUAUAAUGUAUAGAUUGUUCCUUAAUUGUGUUUUAUCGAACAUUUGCUUGCUAGAUUCCCUGCUUACGCACAUGAAUAGUAAAUCAGGAAACAAUGUAAUGAGACUUGGUAUUGAUAUUGCACACACUCCACUGAAUGUCACUGACCAUCGUCUAACUCGGUUGCAACAUUUUGUGAAUUACCCUUCAACUUUCUACCUGUUUUCAUUGUCUUUAUAUUGGAAUGGUCAAUAGAGUAUUUUUUAUAAUAGUUUUCUUUUGAUAUUUUUCUCAAUUUUAUAAGGGAUUUUCCUAAAAAAACAAAUACCAGGAAUAAUUGGUACUUCCAUUUUGACUGUGUACCAGGGCCAUAUCAGUGAAGCCUCUCUGAACGGCAGCGCUGAUGCAGGACUGAGAUCUGAGCGUUGCUGUAUGAACUUACUGUCAGUCCUCCAUCAGCACUUCUCUCCGGAGAGCUCAGCUGAUUUAUAUUUUCUUUCUAGUACCAAGACCAAACUUGCAACAUUUGUGAAAACUUUGAUAAUGUUUUGAAAUAUUUUAGCCAGUGCUUGUUUAGGAUUAUUACCUGUAGACUGUGUUGUGUUAUUUUGUGUUCUGGUUUCUUACAUAAUUUACUAUGUUACAUUGAUGUGGAAUGUAAAAUGUUGUGAUGUAGAACACAUAAUAGUUGGACUAGAGGCUUAAUAAACAGUGCUUAAAUAUA
Molecule: messenger RNA, 4275 nt
Organism: Eleginops maclovinus (Patagonian blennie)
Lineage: Eukaryota; Metazoa; Chordata; Actinopteri; Perciformes; Eleginopidae
Gene: lin7c
Product: lin-7 homolog C (C. elegans)
Exons: 5
Coding region: 173-778 (201 amino acids)
Biological process (GO): neurotransmitter secretion; protein localization to basolateral plasma membrane; maintenance of epithelial cell apical/basal polarity
Cellular component (GO): synapse; basolateral plasma membrane; cell-cell junction
Molecular function (GO): L27 domain binding
Source: RefSeq, a predicted model, not a curated record